Molecule: messenger RNA, 840 nt
Organism: Desarmillaria tabescens
Lineage: Eukaryota; Fungi; Basidiomycota; Agaricomycetes; Agaricales; Physalacriaceae
Exons: 5
Coding region: 1-840 (279 amino acids)
Source: RefSeq, a predicted model, not a curated record
AUGUCUGAUACAAGCUCUCAGCACUCUACUGAACAUGAAGAUAAUGAUAAUGAAUACCCUACAUCUGCCUACAAUGAUGGAUGCAGCAUUCACUACAAGGUCAAACUCAUACCAAAAUUUCCUCCUCUGAGGGCUGGCAAAAAGCGAUGGUCAAAUGCAGUAUGCAAGCCUGUCAACGCAACUUUCUAUGCCCACGAACUCUCAGCCUUGGGUGAAAUCCUUGGCUAUGCUAUCCAGUCUGUGAAGCACAAUGAAAGGACUCUUGAUUUCAAGGUUGUUGCUGGUGAAUUACAUGCAAAGAACUUUAUGGCUAUGUGGACAGUGCCCUGCUCAGCAGACAAGGAUAUGCCUCUCAAUUCCAUUGACGCCUUUGAAGAUAUGGUCAAGCAGGCAGAAAAGAAGGUGAAACCAGAAGUUGCCUUGGAAUUGGUUGAAGAUAAUGGUGAGGAUGAUGAUGAAGACAGUUCUGACAAUGAGGAAGAAACUAGCAGAUCAAAGAAGAAGAAGACAGGCAAAUCUAGGCCUGAACACACAGCACAUGAGCUUGAGAUUGAGGACAAAAUUGUGAACUUGCAGAUGGCACACCUGUGUCAUGAUGUUGAGUGCUGUAACUAUGGGAAGCUUUGCUGGCCAGACACAAUAAGCGGGAAGCAUAUCUUUCUCACUGCUACACACCUUGAUACUUGGGCUGCUACUAUAGUCGAAAAGGUUUCUCAAGUUGAUAUUGACCAUGUGCCAGACACCAGAAUGUUCCAGCUUGGCUGUACUGCUGUGGAUGAUACCCUUCAGCAUUGCAAGGUGAUAUCCACAAUGCAGAAAAUCAGUGGAAGCAUUCAGUAA